Messenger RNA from Chaetomium globosum CBS 148.51, 3093 nucleotides. RefSeq lists its product as uncharacterized. Gene Ontology annotation, cellular component: endoplasmic reticulum exit site; COPII vesicle coat. The transcript is spliced from 3 exons. Gene Ontology annotation, molecular function: zinc ion binding; SNARE binding. Bases 1 to 3093 code for a protein of 1030 amino acids. Gene Ontology annotation, biological process: COPII-coated vesicle cargo loading; intracellular protein transport; endoplasmic reticulum to Golgi vesicle-mediated transport. NCBI's taxonomy places the organism in Eukaryota, Fungi, Ascomycota, Sordariomycetes, Sordariales, Chaetomiaceae. The record is from RefSeq and is a predicted model, not a curated record.
AUGGCCGACCACUCCAUGUACCACGCCCUCGGCCAGGGCGAGAACCUCGACCCCAACGACCCGAACCGAACGAGCCAACCUGCCCCUCCGCAGUUCCAACCCCCCAUCGCCCCGAACCCUUAUCAACAAGUCGCUCCCCAGCAGCCCUACUAUGGCGCACCGUCACCCGCAGCCGGGCCGAUGCCCCCACAGGCACCAGGAUACGGCGCACCCGAAGCCGGCGGUUACUUUCAGGAACAGCAACCCCCGGUUGACGACGGGGGGUUGGCGGCGCAGAUGGGUGGCAUGAACCUCGGCGCCGACGCGGGGGCGGGUACCGUCAGGAAAAAGAAGAAGGACCGCCACGCAUACCACACGGUUGACGCACCCGCGGGUUCGUCUCAGCCUUUCAACGGCAUGCCCCCGGCAGGCACAGCGGCCACACCAUACCUAAACGCCGAUCCCUCGGCGGCCGCCUCUCGCUAUGGCGGCGGCGGCGGGCUAACCCCCCAAACGAGCCAGUUCCCAGCACCCGUGAGCCCCGGGUUCAUGCCCGCGCCCGCUUCCCCUGCCGAGUUUGCCGCCAGGAGUGGUUUCGCCGAUGCCGCCGGCCCUGCGCCGACUAUGAUCUCCAACUCGGGACAGACCAGGGUAUCUCCUGAUGAGAUGCCCAGUGUGCCCGUGUCCCGGGAUUCCGUCCAGCAAUACUUCUUCAGCAAUGUGUACCCGACCUUUGAGCGCCUGGUACCACCACCAGCCACGGUCUCUUUCGUCGCCUUCGACCAAGGAAACGCUUCACCCAAGUUUGCCCGCCUCACCAUGACCAACAUCCCCGCCACCGCUGAGGGCCUGAAGACCACAGGCCUCCCCCUCGGCCUUGUUCUCCAGCCGAUGGCCCCGCUCCAGGCCGGCGAGCUCGAGAUUCCCGUUCUAGACUUUGGUGACGUUGGCCCGCCGCGCUGCCACCGCUGCCGCGCCUAUGUCAACCCCUUUAUGAUGUUUCGCUCUGGCGGUAACAAGUUCGUCUGCAACCUGUGCGGCUACGCAAACGACACGCCUUCGGAGUAUUUCUGCGCCACCAGCCCCCAGGGCGUCCGCGUUGACCGUGACCAGCGGCCAGAGCUCACUAGGGGGACGGUCGACUUCGUCGUACCGAAGGAGUACUGGACCAGGGAACCCGUCGGCAUGCGCUACCUCUUUUUAAUCGACGUAACCCAGGAGGCCUUCAACAAGGGAUUCCUCGAGGCUUUCUGCGACGGUAUUCUGCGCACCCUGUACGGCGCCGAAGAGGGCGAGGAGAGGGAGGAGAACGGGGAAGUCAAGAGGAGGAUACCACCAGGCGCCAAGGUCGGCUUCGUGACAUACGACAAGGAGGUCCAUUUCUACAAUGUCAGUUCAACGCUGGAGCAGGCGCAGAUGAUGAUCAUGCCCGAUAUCGAAGAUCCCUUCGUGCCGCUCAGCGAGGGUCUGUUUGUGGACCCGUACGAGUCCAAGGCCGUGAUCAGCUCGCUGCUGACCCGCCUACCGCAAAUGUUCUCAACUAUCAAAAACCCAGAGCCGGCGCUCCUGUCGACGCUGAAUGCGGCCAUCGCGGCGCUGGAAACCACGGGCGGCAAGAUCUUUUGUUCGCUCUCUGCGCUGCCUACCUGGGGCCCUGGCCGGCUGUUCAUGCGGGACGACGGCAAGCACCCCAGCGGUGAGCCUGAUAAGAAGCUUUUCAGCACCGAGCACCCGGCGUGGCGGAGGGCCGCCGAGAAGAUGGUUUCCGUCGGUGUCGGCAUCGACUUCUUCAUGGCUGCCCCGUCGGGCGGCUAUCUGGACAUUGCUACCAUUGGCUAUGUGUCCGCUACCACUGGCGGCGAGAGCUUCUACUACCCCAACUUCAUCGCCCCCAGAGACAACUCCAAGCUGUCGCUGGAAAUCAAGCAUGCCGUAACACGGGAGACGGGUUUCCAAGCUCUCAUGAAGGUCAGAUGCUCCAACGGCCUUCAGGUAUCGGGCUACCACGGCAACUUCAUCCAGCACACUUUCGGCGCCGACCUCGAAAUUGGCGUCAUUGACGCCGACAAGGCGAUGGGCGUGACGUUCACCUACGACGGCAAGCUCGACCCGAAGCUUGACACACACUUCCAAGCCGCCCUCCUCUACACCUCCGCCUCGGGCCAGCGGCGAGUCAGGUGCAUCAACGUCAUUGCCGGCGUCAGCGAGAGCGCCCGCGAGAGCAUCAAGUUCAUCGAUCAGGACGCCGUCAUCACAAUCCUGGCCAAAGAGGCCGCCACCAAGCUGGCCACCACCUCCAACGCCCUCAAGGACAUCCGCCUAAGCCUCACCGAGAGGAGCAUCGACGUGCUAUCGAACUACCGCAAGCACUUCCUCGCGCAGGCGCACCCUCCGGGCCAGCUCGUCAUGCCCGAACGCCUCAAAGAGUUCGCCAUGUACGUGCUCGGGAUGAUCAAGUGCCGCGCCUUCAAGGGCGGCUCCGAGUCGUCAGACCGCCGCGUGAACGAGAUGCGCCUCAUCCGCUCCAUGGGCCCCCUCGAGCUCAGCCUGUACCUCUACCCGCGCAUGAUCCCGCUGCACAACUUGCAGCCCGAGGACGGCUUCCCGGACGCCCAGGCCGGCGGCCACCUGCGCAUGCCACCCGCGGUGCGCGCCUCCUUCUCGCGCGUCGAGCCCGGCGGCGUGUACCUGGUCGACAACGGCCAGCAGACGCUGCUGUGGAUGCACGCGCAGACCUCGCCCAACCUCAUCGCGGACCUGUUCGGCGAGGACAAGACCAGCCUGCAGAGCCUCGACGCCUACACGUCGGCCCUGCCGGCCCUGCAGACCCACCUGAACGCCCAGGUGCGCAACAUCGUCGAGUUCCUGCGCGCCAUGCGCGGUUCCAAGGGCCUGACUAUCCAGCUGGCCCGCCAGGGCAUCGACGGCGCCGAGUACGAGUUUGCGAGAAUGCUGGUCGAGGACCGCAAUAACGAGGCCCAGAGCUAUGUGGAUUGGCUGGUGCAUCUGCAUAAGGGGGUGCAGUUGGAGCUGGCGGGUCAGAGGAAACGGGAGGAUUCGGGAGAGGGGUCGGCGCUGUCGAGUUUUACGGGGUUGAGGCCCUCGUAUUGGUAG